AUUAAAAUUAGGAUUAAAAUGAAGCUAAUGAAAAACUCAUGCCAGCUGGUGCUUGGGAGUUAGUAAAACUGUUGGUUGAUCAAAUAUGGGCUACCACUCCAAAUCAACGACUAUUUCUGUGAUUUAUCUUGAUGGUAGGUUGCAGUAAGAUACAUGUCGACUAUCACUGCAGUCACGAUAAACAAACAGUAAGAUUAAACCAACAUAGUAUAUGCUUAAUGAUACAAAAAUGUUGCAUUGCUACAGAGUUUUACACGUAUAGGAUUUCUAGAUAAUUGAUCCUACCACUCAAACCAAACAAACCAUCAAACUGCUUUGUAAGCCGUUUGUGAGAAUAUGUAUUACUUUGUUGCUAGUUUACAAGAAUUCGGAAGGAGAGGCUGCAGCUUUAUUGUCGAUCCAGCAUACUCCACAUUGCCUUUAAUGCUCACCACCAUCUACAUUUGUCCCCGGAUUGAUCAGUUCUCAUUCAACGCCCUUCGGAAUAUAGUGUGAGCAAUGGAUUUUACUCGUCGGAAGACACAAACGGUUUGUCGCGAAAAAAGGAACACCAAAGAGUCCAAGGAUGAUUUUAAUUGGGAAUAUCUGCUCCUGGUUGAUGCCCGAAAUGCAGCGUGCCAUCUGGGGAGCACCAAACUAUCGAUAGCGAUCAAAGACCGAUAUCCGAAAGCACGUUUCCACUACUUGGUUCUCCCCAGAAAGGAUGUAACAGCGCCUCAAAUUUUAACGGUCCACGAUCUUACUGUCGCAGAUAUCCAGCUACUGGAGGACAUGUUACAGCUGGCACAACAGUUGGCAGUCGCCACAGGUAUGGGGUUAGAACAGUUCAAGUUCGGUUACCACAUGGGCGCGCAUAUGAAACCGUUACACAUGCACGUGAUUUCACGUGAUUUCGAUUCGCCGUCCCUUAAACGUGUCAGACACUGGAACAUUUUUAACGAGAAAAUCUUCCUCACUCAUGCAGAUGUUGUGCGCGAUUUACUGACGAAUGGAAAAGUGCAGAGUUUGCCAGAGGACGAAUUUGAAGCCAUCAGAAACGGCCCCAUGACUUGUAGCGUGUGUGGCUAUGUAACAACCGACCUGCUGUUCAUCAAAAUUCACAUCUUGAAACAUUUUCCUCGACCAACUACGUAUCAAAAUGGCAGUAUUUUCAAUUUCUUUUCGUGUCAGUAG
Messenger RNA from Anopheles darlingi, 1173 nucleotides. It is a transcript of the gene Aptx, whose product is annotated as aprataxin. Gene Ontology annotation, biological process: single strand break repair; double-strand break repair. NCBI's taxonomy places the organism in Eukaryota, Metazoa, Arthropoda, Insecta, Diptera, Culicidae. The transcript has 3 exons. Gene Ontology annotation, molecular function: single-strand break-containing DNA binding; double-stranded RNA binding; single-stranded DNA binding. The coding region runs from base 499 to 1173 and encodes 224 amino acids. The record is from RefSeq and is a predicted model, not a curated record. Gene Ontology annotation, cellular component: nucleus.